Messenger RNA from Apus apus (common swift), 1808 nucleotides. RefSeq names its product single Ig and TIR domain containing (gene SIGIRR). The record is from RefSeq and is a predicted model, not a curated record. Bases 199 to 1443 code for a protein of 414 amino acids. Gene Ontology annotation, biological process: signal transduction. Lineage: Eukaryota; Metazoa; Chordata; Aves; Apodiformes; Apodidae. The transcript has 10 exons.
AGGUGGGGAAAAAAAAAAACACACCCAAGCACUGCCCGGGCAGGUCCAGUCGGCUGGAGCGGCGCGGGAGGGCAGCGGGGGAAGCUCCCAAGGCCCAGCCCACCCUGCAGGGGCAACAAGUGGACUUUGCCCCCCGGCAGACGCCGCGCGGGGCCCUGUGCCCGCCCUGGUGCCGGCAGCUCCUCGCCUGGGCGCGCCAUGGCAGGCCUCUGCAGCGUGCCCCCCGAAAUCCUUGCCCCGGCCGCCAACGAGACGCUGGAGCUGGCGCUGGGGAGCUGGGUGUUGCUGAACUGCACCGUGCGCUGGGCAGCGGCCGAGCCCUGCCAGCCCGACCCUGCCUGGAGCAAAGACGGGCAAUGGCUGGGCAGGGACAGCAGCCAGGACACUGCCUGGUUUGCCCAGAAUGGCUCGGAGCAGCUCCUUGCCACCGUGCUGCAGCUCAACCUCACGCACGACACCGACUUUGGGGUGUUCUCCUGCUGGGUCAGCAAUGCCACGGCCACCUUCACCCUGCGGCGAGUGGAGGCAGCAGGGCACGUGCCCGCGGUGCUGGCUGCCCUCCUGGUCCUGGUGCUCCUGGUGCUCCUGGCUGGGCUCUACGUCCGGUGCCGCCUCAGCCUGCUCCUCUGGUACCGGAACCGCUACGGAGAGCUGGAGAUCAACGACGGGAAGCUCUACGAUGCCUAUGUCUCCCACGCCCCUGCCCCGGACGACCGAAAGUUUGUCCACUUCAUCGUGAAGCCGCAGCUGGAGAACCGCUACGGCUACAAGCUCUUCCUGGAUGAGCAAAACAUCCUGCCCAACUCAGAGCCCUCAGCUGACCUGAUCAUGAACGUGAGCCGGUGCCGGCGGCUGAUCGUGGUCCUCUCCAUUGCCUACCUGGAGCAAGAAUGGUGCAACAGCAGCUUCAGGGAAGGGCUCUGGAGGCUGCUGGAGCUUUCCAAGAAACCCAUCUUCAUCAUCUUCGAGAGCCAGUACCGGGAGAUCACCCACCCAGCCAUCAGCCUGCUGAAGCAGCACCGGCACAUCAUCACCCUGCUGGUGUGGCGAGCGGGCUCCAUGACCCCCUCAUCAGACUUCUGGAAGGAGCUGUGCCUGGCCCUGCCCCGCAAGGUCUCUUUCCAGGGGACCAUGGGGGACCCGCAGACCCAGCUGCAGGAGGACAAGGACCCCAUGCUGAUCCUGCACAGCAGCUACCUGGACAGCAGCGGAGACCUCAGCCCAGAGGGGGACCUCGGCACAGGCCUCCGAGGGUACGUGUUUGGAAGCCCCCGCCCACCUCCCCGCAUCCGCGGUGCUCCCACGGCUUCGGCUGCUGGUGUGGCAGGGGACACCCAGCUGAGGGACAGCCACCGGCCCGAGAUCGACGUCUCAGACCUGGGGUCACGCAACUACGGCGCCCGCACAGACUUCUACUGCCUGGUGACAGAGGAUGACAUCUGAGUGGGGCCCAUCCCCCAUCCUCGUGGGGCCACACAGACCCAGACCACGGCCAGAGAAGCCCAAGCUUUGCAAUGGGACUAAAGCCAAGACAGGAGCUGGCUCCUGGCAGCACGCUCUGUGGUGGAAAACCAUCACCAGGGGACAUCCCUGCCUGUAAUGACUGGCACUCGAGUGCUGGGCCCCCAGUCCUCGCGUGGGCACCAGGGGUGUUUUUCCUGCAUAAGGGACAAGCGUGGCAUGCUCUCCAAGAAGCAACGUGUCCCAGUCCCAGUGUCCCAGAGGCUGGGGAACGCUGGAUGGGAGCAGCUGCAGCACCCUAACCCCCACAGAACUUCCCGUGGCAAUAAAAUGCUGCUGCUCCCCGA